Messenger RNA from Cladocopium goreaui, 1345 nucleotides. NCBI's taxonomy places the organism in Eukaryota, Dinophyceae, Suessiales, Symbiodiniaceae. The record is from the annotation of a GenBank genome assembly.
UGGGAGGCUGCAACCCUAUGAUGAUGGGAGGCUGCAACCCUAUGAUGAUGGGCUGCAACCCUAUGAUGAUGGGCUGCAACCCUAUGACGAUGAAUGGCAUGGGUGGCAAUGUCAUGGGUGGCAAUGGCAUGAUGGCCGAAGACGACCUGGAGGAUGAUGACCUAGCAGUCCUUCAGGGUGAUGCAGCCAAUGCCCCUGCCCCUGCUACAGCAGCUUCUUCAGCAGGGUUGGAUCCACCUGCGCAGCCUGCAAGGCCUUUGCCACCACCAGUUGUGCAAUACAACAAGACCGACGAUGCUGCCAUCACCCGCAGUGCUUCUAUGCUUCGAGGACUUCCGAUGAAUCGCUUAUCAUAUUCCUUGGAGAAGCUUGUGCCAUCGUUGGAGGCUGGCUACACCAGCUCCUUGACACAGCGUGGCUUGCUGCAGCUGCUGUGGCUGUUCACCAAGCUCAAGCCUUCAGUUCGCAUCAGCCAUUUGCGAGUUUCGAGCUUCGAGGACCUGGACGUCCGCUUCCAGAGCGCCCAUGAUCGCAUUCGAGCUUCGCGUGCUGAUUUUCCUGAUCAUUUGCUUGCCCGCUUGCCCCUGGAUAUUUCAGAUGCUGAUGUGCACGAUUUGGCAGUGGAAGAGGGUUGGAAAGAUGACUUUCUGCGGGGUGGUCCUCUCAGGCCUCCUCCGGCCCCAGUGUCCGGAAACAUUUGCAAUGCGUUUGCAAAUGGCGUGCUUCCCAAGUUGCCUCCAGUUCCCCGAGGAGCUGUUGUUGCAUCGCCUGCGCCGGUUCCCAAAGCAGCUGCUGCAGCAGUUUCAACAAUUUCAAUUUCACCCGGCGGUGUCCCAGUAACUGCUGCUACUCCUGAGCCAGCAGCGUCUAUCCCAGCAGCACCUACGCUGGCGCCCCCACCGCCUGUUUCAGGAGCAGCUCUUCCCUCACCUGUUCCAGAAGCAACAGUGACAGUGAGCAAGGCAGGGGCCCCUGCCCAAGACCCACCGAUUUGCGUCAUUUGCCAGGCAAACAGGGGAGGUGAGGGUGCUGGAGUGCACCCACUGUUACCAUGCCCAGUGCAUGGAUGAGUGGUUUGCAGCAACCUCCAAUUACACAGUGCGCUGCCCGUUGCGCUGCGACUUGUCUGCGCUUUCUGCGCAGCAGCAUGAUCCCGACCAAGCUGCUGUAGCGGCCGAUGUCCAGAUUAUUGAAGCAACAAGCUUCGUGUGAGGAUCGGACACUGACUGAGUCGCUGGCUGUGUGAAAUUUGUCUUCAAUAAUCAAAUUUUGAAGAUCUCGGACAUUGCCAUUGCCACUUCCAGCUGCAUAGGCUUUGUGACCACCAGUUCUGUCAUUCCGUUUU